AACCAAACCUGCCUUCAGAAAGACUCACUAAAAGAAAAACCAUCCGAACCCGCCGCUGCUUGCCCCGCUGGCUGCUGGGUAACGGUCCAUGCAAAUUAGCGCCGCCGGACUCGGCACCUCCCGCAGCCAGCGCCUCUCGCGUUCAGGCAGCGCCGCGGACAGCCCGAGGGGGCGGCGCGGGGGCCUCGCGCGGCGGGAGGCGGCUGAGGGCGGGCGGCGGAGAGCGGCCGCCGCCGCCCCGGUGUCACCCGCGGAGCCUCCCGCUGCCCCCCACAGCCGUCAGACCCCCUCCCCGCCUCCACCUCACCCCUCCCCGCCUCUCCUGCGGCGGGCCCGGCGUCCCCCGCCGUGAGGGAACCGCCGCGGUGCGAGGCCUGUUCCCCGCCGCGUCCUCAGAGGCCUCUGUGUGUCCCCCGCUCCAUCCCCGACACCGCCCCCACGGCUCGGUCUCGCUUCCAGCGAGGGGCGACGGCUGUUUGCCCGCUCGGGGAGCCGGGCCCGGCGGUGCCAUGGACCUGGCGUAUGUCUGCGAGUGGGAGAAAAAGCCGAAAAGCAACCACUGCCCGUCCAUUCCCCUGGUGUGCGCCUGGUCCUGCAGGAACCUCAUCGCUUUCACCACAGACCUCAAAAACGAGGAGGAGAAAGAUCUCACCCAUAUGAUCCACAUCAUCGACACUGAGCAUCCCUGGGACGUCUAUUCUGUUAACUCUGGCCAUGCUGAAGUCAUCACUUGUUUGGAGUGGGAUCAGUCAGGCUCCAGGCUGCUCUCAGCAGAUGCAGAUGGCCACAUCAAGUGCUGGAGCAUGACUGAUCACUUGGCCAACAGCUGGGAGAACACCGUGGGCAGUAUGGUGGAAGGGGACCCGGUUGUGGCACUGUCUUGGCUGCACAAUGGCGUGAAGCUGGCUCUGCACGUGGAAAAGUCUGGAGCAUCCAACUUCGGUGAGAAGUUCUCCAGGGUGAAGUUCUCUCCAUCACUGACACUGUUUGGUGGGAAGCCCAUGGAGGGUUGGAUUGCUGUGACCAUCAGUGGGCUGGUGACUGUGUCCCUCCUCAAGCCCAACGGGCAGGUGCUGACGUCCACGGAGAGUUUGUGCCGCCUCCGCUGCCGCGUCGCUCUGGCAGACGUCGCCUUCACUGGCGGGGGGAACAUUGUGGUGGCCACGUCAGAUGGCAGCAGCACGUCCCCAGUCCAGUUCUACAAAGUCUGUGUCAGUGUGGUGAAUGAGAAAUGCAAAAUAGACACUGAAAUCCUGCCCUCCCUCUUCAUGCGCUGCACCACGGACCCUGCCCGCAAAGACAAGUACCCAGCAAUCACACACCUGAAAUUCCUCGCCCGGGACAUGUCAGAGCAGGUGUUGCUUUGUGCAUCCAACCAAAACAGCAGCAUCGUGGAGUGUUGGUCUCUGCGGAAAGAGGGCUUGCCAGUCAACAAUAUCUUCCAGCAAAUCUCUCCUGUAGUUGGAGACAAGCAGCCCAUGAUCCUGAAGUGGAGAAUCCUUUCUGCCACCAAUGACCUGGAUCGGGUUUCGGCUGUGGCUCUGCCCAAGCUGCCCAUCUCCCUGACCAACACUGAUCUGAAGGUGGCAAAUGACACCAAAUUCUUCCCUGGAUUGGGUCUGGCUUUGGCCUUUCACGAUGGCAGUGUGCACAUUGUCCAUCGCCUGUCCUUACAAAUGAUGGCUGUGUUCUAUGGCUCAUCCUCCCAGCGCCCUGUGGACGAGCAGACAAUCAAAAGGCAGCGAACUGCUGGUCCUCUUGUUCACUUCAAAGCCAUGCAGCUCUCCUGGACCUCUCUGGCCUUGGCUGGCAUUGAUAGUCAUGGGAAGCUGAGCAUGCUUCGCAUCUCCCCCUCAAUGGGCCACGUGCUGGACAUGAACAUGUCCCUCCGCCACUUGCUGUUCCUGCUGGAGUAUUGCAUGGUGACUGGCUAUGACUGGUGGGACAUCCUGCUCCAUGUGCAACCCAGCAUGGUCCAGAACCUGGUGGAGAAGCUGCAUGAGGAGUAUAUGCGCCAGAACGCUGCCCUGCAGCAGGUCCUCUCCACACGUAUUGUUGCCAUGAAGGCUUCUCUCUGCAAGCUCUCCUCCAGCACCAUAGCCCGUGUCUGUGAUUACCACGCUAAGCUGUUCCUCAUUGCCAUCAGCUGCACCCUCAAGUCGCUGCUACGCCCACACUUCCUCAACACCCCGGACAAGAGCCCCGGGGACCGUCUCACUGAGGUCUGCUCCAAGAUCACUGAUAUAGACAUUGACAAGGUGAUGAUUAACCUGAAGACAGAAGAGUUUGUCCUGGAGAUGACCACAUUGCAGUCCCUGCAGCAGCUCAUCCAGUGGGUGGGAGAUUUUGUGCUCUAUCUGCUGGCCAGCCUCCCAAACCAGGGCUCUCCUGUGAGGCCAGGACACAGCUUUCUGCGAGAUGGAGCCUCCUUGGGCAUGUUCAGAGAGCUGAUGGUCGUGAUCCGCAUCUGGGGACUGCUGAAGCCAAGCUGCCUCCCUGUGUACACAGCAACCUCUGACACUCAGGACAGCAUGUCCCUCCUCUUCAGGCUCCUAACCAAGCUCUGGCUGUGCUGUCGUGAGGAAAAUCACAUCACAGAGCCAGAUGAUACCCUGAUAGAUGAGUGUUGCCUCCUGCCCAGCCAGUUGCUCAUUCCCAACAUUGACUGGUUGCCCAUCAAUGAUGGCAUCAUCAGCAAGCUGCAGAACAAGCAGCUCGUGCGCCUGCAGUUCGGGAAGGCUCCUGGGCUCGUGGGUCACACUGUCUCAUCCCAGUUUGAUGCUUUUGUCAGAGCUCCUGGACAGCCCAAAAUCGAUCACCUGAGGCGGCUGCAUUUGGGUGCCUACCCCACAGAAGAGUGCAAGUCCUGCACCAGGUGUGGCUGUGUCACCAUGCUGAAAUCCCCAAACAAAGUCACAGCGGUGAAGCAGUGGGAGCAGCGCUGGAUCAAGAACUGCUUGUGUGGGGGGCUGUGGAGGAGGAUGCCUCUCAGCUAUUCCUGAGCUGUUCCUGAGCAAGGAGAGACAAGUUUGGGACAAAGGAACUGUGGUGAUGCUUCUGCUGAGCUCUGGGGAAGCCUCAUCCCACGCUGCUGGUGAGUCCUGCCAUCCUGCUGCCGUGAGGAGGAGGGGAAGGGAGCUCUUCCUCCUUGGCAGGAGGCAAUGCCAGAGGUUUCCCUUUGGGCUGGGUGCCAAUAUGAGCCUUUUCCUGAGCAGGGGGUUUGGCUGUGGGUGAUUUGACACAGACCUCAGUGACUGGGGGUGGGGAAAAGACCUGGUGCCUUGUAUUCCUCCAUUGCUGCUUGGGAAGUGCAGGGGUGCUGGUUACUCCCUGUUCCUUGCUCUUCUCCAGCCUCAGAGUUAAGUCUCCCCUCUGAUGGGAGCCUUCAGUGUCACACUCACCUGUGCCUUAACAGGGAGGAUGAGUGUGUUGCUGCCUGGAGCAAUCCCCCCUGUUUGGCUCUUUUGUAAAUAAAAGUUCCCUUAGUUUUGCACAGAAGGGUUGGUUUCUUUACAAAGCUCCAACAGACUUUCAUGUGACUUUAGCUGUAAGAUGCCUGGCCAGGAGGGUUGGUGCACAAGCAGAGGAGGAGCAGGAAAGCUCUGGUUGCUGCAUCUCUGCUGGGAAAGGAGCUGCAUUCCACUGCAGAAUCACAAAUGGGAAUGAUAAUCAGAAGGAACUAAGCUUUCAAGUUCCUGUUGGGUUAUUAAGGACCCAGGAGAAGACAAGACAGCAGGGCAGGAGGGGUGUUGUAAAUCUGCAGUGGCAGACAGCACCUGGGAGGAGCACUGCUGGUGUUCAGCACCUUCCCAAGCUCUGUGUGCUGUGCCAGAGUGCAGCAGAGUCACUUGGGGCUGAUGUGAGGCUCUGCCAAACUCCUGCCCAGACCCACGACAGCCAGGGAUCCCCAGAGACCCUUUAAGGGAGAGAACAAGCCCAUUUGUUACCCUCUUCCCUCUAGAACUGUGUUUUCAUCUGUUAGUGAUGAAUUGAGGCAAAGAGCUUGUCCCUCAGCUCCAGUAAAGGUUUUGCUGUGUGGAGCUGGCCCUGCCUGACUCUGCUGCUGCUAACUAAGGAAACCAACUGCCUGAUGAGGAAACUACACCUCCUUGUUAAGAUGCAUCCCCUGGAAGUAAAGCUGUGCUCAGCCUGG
This is a messenger RNA of Colius striatus (speckled mousebird), 4153 nucleotides long. RefSeq names its product mediator complex subunit 16 (gene MED16). Gene Ontology annotation, biological process: positive regulation of DNA-templated transcription. The coding region runs from base 510 to 3002 and encodes 830 amino acids. Gene Ontology annotation, cellular component: mediator complex. The transcript has 14 exons. Gene Ontology annotation, molecular function: protein binding. Lineage: Eukaryota; Metazoa; Chordata; Aves; Coliiformes; Coliidae. The record is from RefSeq and is a predicted model, not a curated record.